AUGGAUAUUUCUACGGGUGUUGCUCCUCCUGCACCUGCGCCAUCACAAUUAAACACUACGUUCACCGGUCAAAAUACUAUCUAUGUCAACAAUCUCAACGAACGUGUUAAAAUUCCUGAAUUGAAAAAAUGUCUCUACGCUAUCUUUUCGAAAUUCGGUAAAAUACUCGAUAUAGUUGCUCUGAAAAAUCUACGCAUGCGCGGUCAAGCUUUUAUCAUAUUCGAUCAACCAGAUAGUGCUGCACAAGCGUUGACAUCGAUGCAAUCGUUUCCGUUAUAUGAUAAACCGUUGCGAAUACAAUUCGCCAAAGUAGAUAGUGAUGUCAUUGCAAAACGCAAGAACACGUUUGUCGAGAGACCGAAACGUCGUAAUGAUACAGAUGCACCAUCGGUAUCGAAGAAAGAAAAACGUCGACAACAAUUGGCUGCUAAACAAGAACAACAACGUUUAAUGAAGGCACAAAUGGCUGCACAGUUUCCUGGUUUACCAGCUGGUAUGCCACCAAUGAUGCCGGGUAUGCCGUCAAUGAUGAUUCCGCCUCCACCAAUGAUAAAUCGUCCAGUUCUACAUCCGCCAAUCUUUGGCGGAGAAAUGCCAAACAAUAUUCUAUUCGUAUCCAAUAUUCAAGAUGCCAAUGAAAGCAUGUUAACAACACUGUUCAAAGGUUAUAGCGGCUUUCGUGAAGUGCGCCUCAUUCCCGGUCGUGAAGGCAUUGCCUUCGUUGAAUUCGAUCUCGAACAUCAAGCAGCCAUGGCUAAAGAUGGUUUACAAGGAUUUAAAAUUACGCCCGACAAAGCAAUGAUGAUUACAUUUGCUAAAAAAUAG
Molecule: messenger RNA, 825 nt
Organism: Adineta ricciae
Lineage: Eukaryota; Metazoa; Rotifera; Eurotatoria; Adinetida; Adinetidae
Source: the annotation of a GenBank genome assembly